CUGGCUUGUGUUUGGCGUGCUUGCUGUUGGGGGGGUUCCUUUGAGUGGGUCGCCGUCUGCGAUCGGCAGAAAUCCAGGUGAAUUUGAGUGGCUGUUUUUUUUUUAUUCAUUUAGCACCAGACAUACUGCGGGUGUAACUGAUUAUGGCAUCAACAGAGAGAGACGAAGGAAAGGAAACGGACUCAAAUGCACAGUUUCAGGCCACUAUAGAUGAGGAAGGGAGGACAAUCUGCCAGACCUGCAAACAUGAAAUGUGUGUGAAUCCAUCUGACCCUCAGCAGCACAUGGCCAGCAAUGCCCAUGACAGCACCACAGAGUCUUCUGGGUCCCAGACUGACGAAGAAAACAGAGUUUCAGAGGAUUGCGGUCUUGCAAACACCAUAUUCAAGAAAACAGAGGCCUCCUUGACCGCCUGCUCAACGAAGAAGAACGAGGAAGAAGUAGAUCAGGCAGUAGUGACUAAUGGGCCCAGCGCAUCUCCAGUGCCAUUUCGGUUUAGUUCCAGUCCCACUUUGGAAGAAAUUCGGAGCCUACAGUCGGCCUUUGCAGCUGAGCGGGGCUGGGGAAAGUACCACCAACCUCGGAAUCUGCUUCUUGCUUUGGUUGGAGAGGUUGGGGAGCUGGCAGAGCUCUUCCAAUGGCGGGAAGAAGCUCCUGAAGGCCUACCAGGGUGGACAACAUUGGAGCGUGAGGACCUCAGCGAUGAGCUCAGUGAUGUCCUCAUUUAUCUGGUUGCCCUGGCAAACAAGUGCCAUGUGGACCUCCCUACAGCUGCUCUCCGUAAAAUAGAGAAGAACCGCCUUAAAUACCCAGCCAAGCGUGUCUAUGGUUCCUCCAAGAAAUACACAGAGUAUCAGGAAUAAGUAUGGAACGUAUUUCUUCCUGGAUGGAGAGAAGAAAAAUCACUCCAUGGCUUCUAGAAGAUGCUCUUUUCACGAUUUAGAACUUCUUUGGGGUGGGCAGUUCAAAGUGACCCCUUUUUCACUCUAGACCUUGUGGGAUGGAUCCAGCAAGCUCUGAUCCAAAGAUCGACAAAGGGACCUGUGGUGGAGAUCUCAAGUUUUUGUUCAUUUUUCUUUUCUUUUCUUUUGCAAAGUAGAUCUGGCCACCCAGGAAGUGUUGGGUUUCAAUUCCAUCACCCUGAGACCAAGUUGGCUGAGAGUCAUUGGAGUUGGAGUCCAACCACAGGUGGAAGCUUGCAGGUUCUCCAUCCUAAACUUCAAGGUUUGCAGAUGGAUGCACAGGUGUGCAGAGGAAAUCGGCUGUGGAAAAAGGUCAUUUACAGAGAAAUACAUGUCCCCUUCCUUGUGGAGGUGUAUCCAGCAUAAAAGUACAAGGAGCUUUUUAUAAACUCUGCUUUCUUAGUGAGGCCAGAUUCUUCUCUCCAGCUUGUGGCUGUAGUUUAGUUUAGCUUUUAAAGAAAAAUAGGUAGCCACCAUUUUGACCUGAGGAAUUGACGAUUUCUUCUGUCUGCACAUUCUUUCCAAUAGAAUUGCCCUCCUCAAGGUGUAGAUUACAUUUCAUUUGGUAUUCCCUUUGGGUCUUAAAAACAAUUGGGGGGCAUUUUUGAGGGAAAAAUUGGCGAGAGGCUGAAGAAUGAAGUGGCUGUGGUGGUUUUCCUGCCCAAACUGGCAACAUAACAAGGCUACCGUUGUAAAAUAAUAAAAUUCCAAGAAGUUGCUAGAUA
Molecule: messenger RNA, 1687 nt
Organism: Pantherophis guttatus
Lineage: Eukaryota; Metazoa; Chordata; Lepidosauria; Squamata; Colubridae
Gene: DCTPP1
Product: dCTP pyrophosphatase 1
Biological process (GO): DNA protection; dCTP catabolic process
Cellular component (GO): cytosol
Molecular function (GO): dCTP diphosphatase activity
Source: RefSeq, a predicted model, not a curated record